Messenger RNA from Acanthoscelides obtectus, 387 nucleotides. The record is from the annotation of a GenBank genome assembly. Lineage: Eukaryota; Metazoa; Arthropoda; Insecta; Coleoptera; Chrysomelidae.
AUGUCACUGCAAAUAGAUGAGUUGCAGAGCCAUCAUAAUAAUUCGGAAACGAUUGUAAGUACUUUUUGCUCCCUCCCGCGUCCCGUCGUCAUACGUCCGCGGUGGAUCUUUGCGUCGUCUGUGCGUCGCGACGGGCGGUUGUCAGUUUCUGUUUAUACUGUGCUACGGAACUAUCGCGGAUUUAUCCUGCCGCCUGAUAUCAACAAUCACAAAAGGAUUCAAAGAAGCAAACGAGUUACUAUCAAAAAUAAAGAGGAGAAAACGAAUGUCAGGCUGGUGAAGAAGUUGGGCAAGAAUUUGGUUAUCAAGAAGGUCGCAAUUAGGAAAUCAAGGCUAUUCGAUGAAUUGGCGAGAGAAGACAAAGAUAGCUGUAGGAACGUCCUCUGA